GAGGGCUGAUCGCCGCGACAAGAUAAACAUCCCCCAAACCGGACCAAAGCACCCGCGGCGAAACCAAACCGCUCUCCGCGACUCCACUCUUCCUCCCCUCCCCAGUAGGCAGCUCGCAAGGCACGCCCCGGCCGGCGGCCAUGAGCGUGGUGAUCCUGGACGGCUCGACGGUGCGCGCCUUCGUGGCGGACGAGGCGGCGUUCGCGCGCAGCGUGGACGCGCGCUUCGCGGCGCUGGACGCCAACGGCGACGGCGUGCUGUCCCGCGCCGAGCUCCGCCGCGCGCUCGAGUCGUUCCGCCUCCUCGACGGCGGCGGCUUCGGGUCCGCCCAGCCGCCGCCGCUCCCCGCCGAGGUCGCCGCGCUCUACGACGCCGUCUUCGAGCAGUUCGACGCCGACCACAGCGGCGCCGUCGACCGCGCCGAGUUCCGCGACGAGAUGCGGCGCAUCAUGCUCGCCGUCGCCGAGGGGCUCGGCUCGCAGCCGCUCCAGGUCGCCGUCGACGACGAGGGCGGAAGCUUCCUGCUCGAGGCCGCCGAGCACGAGGCCGCCGCGAUCGCCGCCAAGCUCGACGCGGAGCGCAAGGCGGAGGCCGACGCUGCUGCCGCCGCCGCCGACGGCGCCAAGUGACGUGCCGCGGGGCGGUGACCUUGUUUGUGCUCUGCGCUUGCUGUACUGCUUUCUAGAUGUUGGUGUGCUAGUACGUGUCAGUCCGUGCGCUGCUACACGUGUACGUGAACGGACAACCGGCCGGUGGCACUCUUGCUGGGAAAUCAGUUCUACUUUAUUUGUGAAGGGAAUAAAACGGCUUUCAAGUCUCGGAUGUAACUUGGCAACUUGUCGACCGUUUACCGUGUCUCUAAAAACAACCUGUUCAUUGCCA
Messenger RNA from Panicum hallii, 882 nucleotides. RefSeq lists its product as uncharacterized. The record is from RefSeq and is a predicted model, not a curated record. The transcript has a single exon. Gene Ontology annotation, molecular function: calcium ion binding. The coding region runs from base 141 to 629 and encodes 162 amino acids. NCBI's taxonomy places the organism in Eukaryota, Viridiplantae, Streptophyta, Magnoliopsida, Poales, Poaceae.